CAGGAGCGACAGUAGGCUCGUUUCAGAAACCCAACUGCACAGGGAGACAUGUAUGGAACAUGAUUGGAUAACGCUAACAAAAACAGAUUCUGAUUGGCUCUGCGCUCGAAGAUCUCCCAAAUUACAUUGGCCGUAGUCUUCCUCUCAUCCAAUCAAAUGUUCGUUCAGUGUCUCGUAAGCGUCCGAUCUUUAGCACAUAAUACAUGCGUGUCCCACACACGCUCACAAAACAGUGGAGGGAAAAAAAAUGGCAGCUGGCGAUUAGGAAAAGAAAAAAAAGUGCUUACAUUUUCCUCGAUUUUUCCCAAUAAAGGCGUAACCGAUAAAAAGGCCAGAAGCAGAAGCGAAAGACAAAGAAGCAGCUUUGCGGGUUCCAAGUGGCCCCCAUAUCAAGUGUUGCCAUUGGACACCAGGCAGGCAUCAUGGGGAAAACACAAAUAAAAGAGCAAAGGGAUGGCAAAAAAGAGAAACAAACAGCGGGUACAACAGAGGUAACCAAAGAGUCUUUUGCCUGGGAAGAAUAUCUAAAAGAAACGUCCUCGUUGCCAGCGCCACCGAGUUGUUUCCGUCAGGCUCACGUCCCACCGUCCAACGACUUCAAGGUUGGCAUGAAGCUGGAGGCCCACGACCCCCGCAAUGCCACGUCGGUGUGCAUCGCCACGGUCAUGGGCCUGACUGGGGUGCGCCUGCGGCUACGCCUGGACGGCAGCGACAACAGCAACGACUUUUGGAGGCUGGUGGACUCCUCCGACAUCCAGCCCAUCGGCACUUGCGAGAAGAACGGAGAUAUGCUACAGCCCCCUCUGGGAUUUCGCAUGAAUGCCUCCUCGUGGCCGAUGUUCCUGCUGAAAACCUUGAAUGGAGCGGAGAUGGCUCCCGCGGCGGCCUUCAAGAAGGAGCCUCAGAGGCCCCCCCAGAACAGCUUCAAAGCCGGCAUGAAGCUGGAGGCGGUGGACAAGAAGAACCCCCACCUCAUCUGCCCGGCCACCAUCGGCGAGGUGAUGGGCGAUGAGGUCUUCGUCACGUUCGACGGCUGGAGAGGCGCCUUUGACUACUGGUGCAAGUACGACUCGCGGGACAUCUUCACUGUGGGCUGGUGCUCGUUGACCAAACACAGCCUGCAGCCGCCCGGCAACAGCGUCACCUUGACGAAGAACCCGCCCACCCUGACGUCGUCGCCUUCCAAGCCCACCAGGCGCUCCCUGCAAGCCCCCUACAGACUCCCCAACCCGCUGCCCCGGCUGCCUGUCAGGAAGGGGGUACGCGGUCGCCGACCAAAGAGCGAGACCCUCGCCCUCCUCAAAGCCGUAGCCGAAGCCGCCGCCCGGAACGGCAGCGGCGCCAUUCGCGACGUCCAGCUCACGCCUCGGCCGCACAAGAAAAGAGGCCCGAAACCCGGAAGCAGGCGAAAAUCCAAGAUUCUCCAAAGCUUGUCGCAUUCCGGUGCGCCCGCCAUCCAGGUUCAACGCGGCAGCCCCGCCAGCUUGCCUACAGUGGUGUCAACAGCGUGUGUGUAUGUCAACAAACAUGCAAACUGUGGCCCACACUUGGACCGCAAGCAGAUGCAGCAACUGCCGGACCACUUCGGCCCGGCACCGGUCAACUCGGUGCUCCAGCAGGUGGUCCAGUCCUGUUUAGACUGUGCGUACCAGCCCAAAGUGUUGCUCAGCGCUCUACAGACGCACUCGGGAGGUGGAAAGGUGGUCAGAGUGAGAACGGACGGGGGGGUCCGCGUGGUCAAGUUGCCGUCGGCCUCCAGCACCGCCUUUGUGCUGCGCUUCUUGGAAACGGUAUGCCGCCACCUGCAGUGCGACAACCUGUUCAGCAGCCAGCCAUUCAGCCACUACGCCGCUUCUUUCGAUCGGACCAAGUCAGUCAAAGAGGAGGCGCUGGACUCACCCUCGCUGACCCGAGCGGGCAAGCGAAGCCUGGCCGGGGUUUCGCCUCCGUACGCCGCGCCCCUGUCGCCCAAACAUGUACGCGCAGACGUCCACCCUUCGGAAGCCGAGACACUGCCGCACGAAGAAAACGUCCUGAUGAAGGAGCAGCGCUACAUGGGGUCCGCUUCCAACUCCGCGACGCCUCGGCCGUUGAUGGCACGUAGUCGUUCCGAGUACGGCUACUCGCCUUCCGGAGCCACCCCCGUCCCGCGCCGAGUCGCCUCCAAUCCCGCCGAGUUGGUGUCGGCACAGAUGCUCCGGCGCGUUGAAGCUAGCUCCACCACUGGCCCAGAGAGCAGCGCCACGGAGAGGGAAGGGCGGCAGACGCCCACCAAAAACCCGGCGUCCUGGUCCAUAGACGAGGUCAUGCAGUUUGUGAGGGAUGCCGACCCUGCGACGUUGGCGCCGCAUGCAGAAUUAUUCCGGAAACACGAGAUCGACGGCAAAGCGCUCAUGCUGCUGCGGAGCGACAUGAUCAUGAAGUACAUGGGCCUCAAGUUGGGGCCCGCCCUUAAGCUGUGCCACCACAUUGAGAGGCUCAAGCAGGGCAAAGUGUGACCCACAACCAGGUCAUGUGACUGACAUCAAGCGCAACAAGAGGAUCUCCAGCCUCCUCCAUAGCGUUCUUAUGACUUUUUCUAUUAUCCGCGGUCCUCCACAGAGAAUGAAAUAUGUCUCCCGAUGCGUUCCGUUACGUGGACGCACACCUUUGUCUAGUUGAACAACGUACGGGCAAGGGAUGGGCACCAUCAUCAACUAAAGUGAACCCCUGUUGUUGGUGGGGAGUCGGAACCCAGCCGCGCAAGUAGAGAAUAUCUGCAACUCAUUGACCCUUCUAUCUAAAAAAAAAAAAAAAAAAAAGGUUGUAAUUGCCACAA
Molecule: messenger RNA, 2818 nt
Organism: Hippocampus comes (tiger tail seahorse)
Lineage: Eukaryota; Metazoa; Chordata; Actinopteri; Syngnathiformes; Syngnathidae
Product: Scm polycomb group protein like 2
Exons: 15
Coding region: 423-2498 (691 amino acids)
Biological process (GO): negative regulation of DNA-templated transcription
Cellular component (GO): nucleus
Molecular function (GO): histone binding; chromatin binding
Source: RefSeq, a predicted model, not a curated record